GCCAGCGCCCUAACCACUGAGCUAAGGGCGCCUAGCCCAGGGGAGAGGUCUUGACUUACGUUGUCCUCCUGUGUAAGGGUUCAUUGAUAUUCUGUCCCUCCAGCUCACGUGCCUCUGCUUGUGACCUCAGGAACUGAUAGUAAGUCAUAGGUCUCUUGACAGAACAAAUGGGAGAUGAAGGGGUGUGAAGUGGAUGUCUGUGGGGAGUGAGAUGAAGUCUUGGGCAGAGGUUGCUGUAGACAGGCUUGUGUGCUGUAUCUAGGACCAGGAGUUAGAAACCAUUCUCUCAGCAAUUGGGGAUCAUCCACUGUGUGUCCAGCACUGCCUAACAGGAAUGUGUUUCUUUGGUAAGUAGUAAAGUAGGAGGAAGCUGUGUUGAGCACAGAUCUUUCCUCUCCAGCACGCUCAUGGAUCUUUCCGCUUUCACCCCCACCGGUAUCAGAGCUUUAUUUGGGUUAUACAACCUCUGUUACUUUGAUCUGUUGGUCUUCCAGGCAUCUAUCUCCUUUGGCUUCAGGAGAAUAAGGUGGAAGGACUGGCUGGGUAUAAAUUGCACAUCACCAACACCCCAACCUAUUUGUAUAAAGAGACCAGUCUUUUAUCCUGAAAAUUUUUAGCAAAUUUAAGAUCCUGCCCUGUUUCACUAAAGCUUUGCAGUCUUCCUAGUGCUACAUAAAAUUUGAGGAAAACGAAGAAACGAAACUCCUAAACAGGGACCCUGGGCGUGGAUUGCAGGACAAGGGUUUACAAACAUGUCUGUGCAGCCGCGGGGUGGCGCUUGCGGCCGAGGGACUACACUUCCCAGGGGGCGUUGCGGGGGCGGGGCCUGUGGGAGGUCUUGCGACACUCGCGCUGAGCAGAUGGCGGGGCCCGUGAAGGACCGUGAGGCUUUCCAGAGGCUUAACUUCCUGUACCAGGCCGCCCACUGUGUCCUUGCACAGGACCCCGAUAACCAGGCUCUGGCGCGGUUUUACUGCCACACGGAGAGGACCAUCGCGAAGCGGCUUGUCUUGCGGCGGGACCCUUCGGUGAAGAGGACUCUCUGUCGUGGCUGCUCUUCUCUCCUCAUCCCAGGCCUCACCUGUACCCAGCGCCAGAGACGUGAGUGCUCCUGCAAAGGCGGGGUGAUUGCGGAGCAUGGGGGAGGGGGUUACGGGAGGCCGAACAACUCCUUCCUACCUUAAGAUGGGGGUCGGGCUUGGCAGUCUCAUGAGUUGGCCUUCUCUUCUCAGCUCUGAGUUAAGUUGCUAACUCCACUUUCAAACAUAUGGUUUGGACUUGGCUUUUUUCCCCAAUUUGGGCAACAGAGAGAUGAUGUUACCGUAUGAGGCAACCUCACCCAUGCUUAAUAAAUGUUUGGUUUUUGGCCUUGUG
Otolemur garnettii (small-eared galago) is the source of this 1374-nucleotide messenger RNA. It is a transcript of the gene RPP21, whose product is annotated as ribonuclease P/MRP subunit p21. Bases 753 to 1184 code for a protein of 143 amino acids. The record is from RefSeq and is a predicted model, not a curated record. The transcript has 3 exons. NCBI's taxonomy places the organism in Eukaryota, Metazoa, Chordata, Mammalia, Primates, Galagidae. Gene Ontology annotation, biological process: tRNA processing. Gene Ontology annotation, cellular component: nucleolar ribonuclease P complex.